Molecule: messenger RNA, 625 nt
Organism: Fragaria vesca subsp. vesca
Lineage: Eukaryota; Viridiplantae; Streptophyta; Magnoliopsida; Rosales; Rosaceae
Exons: 2
Coding region: 167-625 (152 amino acids)
Molecular function (GO): metal ion binding
Source: RefSeq, a predicted model, not a curated record
UUAGCUAUAUAUAGGCGCUCGAUCGAUCUGUAUGUAUAGCAAGGUACGCGUAUUUGAAAAGUAGAACAAGGGAUCGGAGCCAAUAGUCUUAAUUAGCUUUCAUGAUUGCACAUAUGCAGUUUGGAGUAGUUUUUUAACUCUCGGUAGUUCUACUGGUAUACCAAUCAUGGCUGAUAUGCAAAUCGUUCUGGCUUCGAAAACUAGUGUAGAGGCGCAGUAUGUGGAAAUGAUGGUUCCUCUCUAUUCUCCUGGGUGCGAGAAGAAGGUCAAGAAGGCCCUAUCCCACCUCAAAGGAAUAUACUCGGUAAAUGUAGACUACAGCCAACAAAAGGUGACGGUUUGGGGAAUAUGCAACAAAUAUGAUGUGCUAGCCACCGUAAGGACCAAGAGAAAACACGCUUGCUUUUGGAAUCCGGAAGACAACGAUAUCGGAGAGGAAGGAGAAGAGGAAACGGAGCAACCGCCGACAACGACGAUGUCGGAGUCAGACGACGUCUCUACACCACCGAUUGCAAAAAUAAAGUACUUAUUAAGACAGCCUUCUAUAAAGGCUCUCACUAGGGUUCGCUCUUUGAGCUUGAAAGCAUGGAAGAAUGUGUUUACCAGGUCCUAUUCAUUCUCAUGA